Molecule: messenger RNA, 495 nt
Organism: Rotaria socialis
Lineage: Eukaryota; Metazoa; Rotifera; Eurotatoria; Philodinida; Philodinidae
Source: the annotation of a GenBank genome assembly
AUGGACAAAAACUAUUACCCAUAUUGGCAUUAUUAUAAACUUAAAAAUCCGGAUUGGAUGAUGCGUCAUCAUCAAAAUAAUGAUGGCCAACUAAUCCCUUAUGAUACAGUUGAUCCUUCACAAUAUAUUGAGGAACCUGCCAUGGCAAAUACAAAACCAAAAUUAAGUCGACAUAGUCGAAAAUCUCAUCCCAAACAGUAUGUUGAUCAAGAAUUUAGAGCUAUUGAUAACUCAUUUAAGAAAUUAGAACGAACAACUUAUUUUGAAGGAAUAGGGAAUCCCCCUAUAAUUAGCAAUCAAAAUUCUUAUCUACCAUCUAUUUUGCCACGUGAAAAUCUUAGUGGAUCAAAAUCAACUGAUUCUUAUACGAAAUUCACACUUAGUAAAGAUUGGAGAGAUUCAAUCAAAUCACCUCGCAUAUAUAAAGCUGAUCCACAAACGAAAUUAUAUGAUCGUUAUUUCAACAACGUUAUAGAGAAAAAAUUGACUUCGUGA